Molecule: messenger RNA, 2975 nt
Organism: Monodelphis domestica (gray short-tailed opossum)
Lineage: Eukaryota; Metazoa; Chordata; Mammalia; Didelphimorphia; Didelphidae
Gene: TMED10
Product: transmembrane p24 trafficking protein 10
Source: RefSeq, a predicted model, not a curated record
UUGCCAAUCUCAAAGAUGGCGCCGGCAGCGUCGCAGUGGCGGCAGCAGGUCACGUGGCCCCCCGGUUCCGGCGCGGUGGAAGCCCCAGGAGCUGAAGCAGUCGCCAGCACCAUGUCCCGGUUGUUCGAUCCUCGUGUUCCCCGCGGCCCCGGCCCGCUGACGUUGCUUCUCCUGCUCCUGCUCGGUCCCAGCUCGGUCCUCACCAUCUCCUUCCACCUGCCCGUCAACUCCCGCAAGUGCCUUCGAGAGGAGAUCCACAAGGACCUGUUGGUGACGGGCGAGUACGAGAUCACCGACCAGUCGGGGGGUGCCGGAGGCCUGCGGACCCACCUCAAGAUUACAGAUUCAGCUGGCCACAUCCUGUAUUCUAAGGAAGAUGCAACCAAGGGGAAAUUUGCCUUCACCACUGAGGAUUAUGAUAUGUUUGAGGCAUGUUUUGAGAGCAAGGGAACAGGGCGGACACCUGACCAGCUCGUGAUCCUGGACAUGAAGCAUGGGGUAGAAGCGAAAAAUUAUGAGGAGAUCGCAAAAGUGGAGAAACUAAAACCCCUGGAAGUUGAGCUGCGACGCCUGGAGGACCUUUCAGAAUCUAUUGUCAAUGAUUUUGCUUACAUGAAGAAGCGAGAAGAAGAGAUGCGAGAUACUAAUGAGUCAACAAAUACCCGGGUUCUGUACUUCAGCAUCUUCUCCAUGUUUUGCCUUAUUGGAUUGGCCACCUGGCAAGUUUUCUAUCUUCGACGUUUCUUCAAGGCCAAGAAGCUGAUAGAAUAAUGAAGAAAUUCUUUCCCACCCUGUCUUGCAGCCAGGAGGACACCACUGGGACAUACCUGGCCUGAGCCACACCACAGACAGCACAUUCUAUCUGCUGACCCUGGAGUUUUCUUGUCAGAACUGGCCUCAUUUCGGGUGGGAGGAAUGGGGAACCACCUAAACUCCACAUAGGCCAAUGAGGGAGACUCUUUUUAACUUGCUGGGUAGUGGGGGGGGUUGGGCUGGUUUUGCAACAAUGGGACUGUCAUUAAGGCCACCUAUGAUAAGAAAAUGGAUUUUGUAGAUGCUGAAACCCAGCAUUGCCAUUGGGUUUCCUCAAAAUGAUCUGUUUGAACCAUAUGACUUCUUUCCUUUUCCUACCUACCUGUUGGCUUGGACUUCUACUCUAGUUCUGUCAUCAAGAUUUGUAUGACCAUAUUGACUUGACUGUAGAUUUACUGUGUUCUGAUUGUCCUGUUUUUUCCCCCCCUUAUGGUUAUUAUAGCAGUAUAACCAUUAUAUUUUAGCUGAAAUUGAAUUUGUUUGGGUGACUUCUAGUGAUACAAAAAUCCAAGACCCAAAGAAAAGAUAGAAGAUAAGAUUCCUGAUAGAGCUAAAACUUGGAACUGUAGUUCCAUAGAAAAUUCAGAACUAGGGAUAAAAAUAAACUUUAUGCACUCAGCCUCUUAGAUUUCUUAAUGUAACCUACAAAAGUAAAAUUGAAUAACUUUCCUUACUUUAGCUCUUUAUAUUUAUUUCCUAUAUUUUUAUGCUAUGUUUAGGAAUUUAGUUCAGUAAGGUAUAAAAUUGUAUAAUUGGGAGCAUCAUGAAUAAAGUAGGUGCUGGAAAUACAUGGAGUGAAUGCAUGCAGGGCCAAGAAUCAGUGUGGGAUUAAAGAUUGAGUAGAGGCCAUCGCCAGAUGUGUUUAUAUAUUUACAUAUGAGGAAGGAUGCAGUGACCAUGUUCACAUAGUUAUGCAAAAUAGAUGUUUAUUUUGAAAUGGAUUUCUCAGUUGAUCCAGAGGUAGGAAGAAACUUACUCCUUUAUAUUAAUUAAAGUUUCUUAAGCAGCAACUGAAAGAACUGCCCUCAGCCAUGUGAUUGAUUCUCUUUAAUACAGAGAGUAAUAUAUUGGAAAGAGUUGACAGGAGAGCUUGAGGUGAUGCCUUGGAAGAUAAUGGGGAAAGAUUUGGUAACAGGAUGGAGACCUACUUAAAAGAACCUGGGAACUAAGCAAUGUUCCAGCUGAAGAGAGUGACAACUAUUGAAGCUUUUCCGCCCAUUUGUGUGAACUGCCCCUUUCAAAUUGAUUUAGAGAACUAGUGCAGUAUUGCCAUCUGCUGGUAGAAGCUAUGAGUUCCUGCUCCUGAGAAUCCAGCAGUGGUAAGACUUACCAGUCUUAGUGUAGCAAAAAUCCACAGUAACAGUAGUCAUUGAGAGUACCAUCUACAGUUUUGCAUGUGAGACUUGUAAGGUGAAGUGUCAGUGUGUACAAGAAGGAAGAGAAGAGAAUAAAUGGGUGUCAGAGGCACCUCCUGCAGAUGCAGACAUUUCAAGGCGACGGCCAACACAGGCCAUCGGGACUCCCUUCUGAGUCAAAGUCUGUGACAAGCUACUCACUACCAUUCUCUGAUCGCAACAUUCUUCUCUUGUCUUAACCGUGAUAGUCACUGAGGUAAUUAUGAUAUCAGUUGACAGAUUGUCUUUCAUUGAAUUUUUAAUCCAGGCGGAAAGGGAAGCUCUUCAUUUUAUCAAUUCUCUCCAUUACUUUAGACCCUUGACUUGAGUUUUGUGUAGUUUGAAAUCUGUUUCGUGUUUGUCCCCUUUUUAAACCAUGCUGGAACUUUCUCCAGAGCCCUCUGCUUUAUUCUAAAGCUAAUUGAUAACUCUGCUUGCUUUUAUCUAAAAAGAAUUAAUUGCUUUGAAAGACUGGUGCUAGAGUAAGUCUGCUUAGAAAAUAAGAGUAUUCUGAGUUCUCUGCUUUCUCUUUCUCUCUUGUGAGUAUAUUAUUCAAAAUGACCUCUAUAAUGUAAAUGAGGUGGUAAAGUUUACAGUAAGCUUUACUGGUACCAUGGUCAUAAAUUAAAUGCAAUUCUUGUCAUAAAGCUGUUUUCACACAACUUGUUUUAUAGGAAAGAAGCAUGUGGGAUUUAUACAGAUUUACCUGUAAGUAUUGGAUUGGGUAUUUUUGUGUAAAUUUUCUGAAAUAAAGUUUAGGGGAAACCA